Messenger RNA from Funneliformis geosporum, 190 nucleotides. NCBI's taxonomy places the organism in Eukaryota, Fungi, Glomeromycota, Glomeromycetes, Glomerales, Glomeraceae. The record is from the annotation of a GenBank genome assembly.
AGAAGAUACCAAAUCAGCUCAGUAUCGGUGUUCAGAAUCCUCAGACUAUAAUAAUGGAGAAUUGGAAAAAAGAUUAGAACAAAUUGAAGCUUAUUUAGCCAAAUUUACCAGAAAAGAUACCAAAGGUGCCAAAAUACCUCAGUGUCAAUGCUCAGAGUCCUCACCUUUUGGAGAAUUGGAAAAAGAUUAG